AUGGUAGAUUACUUUUAUAUUUACUCAGUAUACAAUCAACAUAAUUGGCAAAAAUUCAGUCUUGGCAAUGGAAUUGAGAAGGAAAACUACAAAACUUAUAAGCACGAAGAUAUUUCAACAAACAAUCAAGUAUCUUUAAUUCCAAAUGCAGAUAACUUUAGACAAAGACAUCUUCUAAGAUACUAUGUUAUUAGGAAUUCACUAGUUCAACACAAGUCAUUCUGUAUAUUUAAUCCAGAUGAUCAAUAUAAACGUGAAGUAAUAAAGUAUGUGUAUAAUGAAUCUGAUAAUAGCAUAAACAUGGAUGAUAUAGAUCAAAAACUCAUGCCAAUAUCUAUUGAGUCUUCAAGAUUUAUUAUACAUUCUAUAAAACAACUCCAUGGUACUAAUGGAAAUGUAACUUGUUUAGGAAUGUUGAAUAGAGAUGAAGAAAAUCAUUUAUAUUUAGAGGAUACAAAUUGCUUGAUUCGUUUGAAGAUUGAUACUAAUGUAACAUUAUUUGGUCCAGGAAUUUAUUGCUGUGAUCAUAUUGUUGUUACACAUGGUUACUUAGAUAAAAUAAGUAACUUUUUCGUUGUGAAGUAUAUGUUCCAUCCACCAUAUUUUAGUAAAAGUAAAGAUAUAUCUAAGUUAAUACUUGAUAAUUCAACUAAAAGUUCUCUAUUGUAUCGAGAUAUAUUCAAGAGUAAUUUUGAAAAUUCGAAAGUUGGUUGCUUACCACUACUAAGACCACAUAUUCCACAAACUCCAAAUUUUGACACUCAAAAGGAUCAAAUUUCAAAUAAUAAUGAAGAAUUAAAUAUAUCCAAGACUAUAGACUUAUGGAUUAUAAUUUCCGAUGUUGUUUUCACGAAUUCUGUAGUUUUGACAAGCUUAGAUGAAGUUUUCUCAGGAUAUAAUGGAUGCAUAGAGAAUACAAAUGCAAAUGUUGGAUUUAUACUAUUUGGAAAUUUCAUAGAAGAUUGUUUUUUUGAUUCAAAUGUAAUUACAAAUAUAUAUAAUGCUCAAAGUUUAUCUAUUAGAUGUCAAAAAACUCGAGAAGGAUUUGAAAACUUCUACAAAGUAAUAAGUAAAUAUCCCCAAUUAUUGAAAAGGUCAUUUUUUUUUUUUUUACCUGGUCCAAGUGAUAUUGGUCCAGAUUUGUUACCUAAACCUCCAAUAAUUGAUUACUAUACAUCUAAUAUACGUGAAGAAUUAAAUGACUUACAGAUAUUUAUGAGUUCGAAUCCCAUGCGUCUUGAGCAUAAAAACAUCAAUAUGUUUUUUGCAAGGAUCUCUUUAAGCACUGAACUAAAAGAAAAAGCAUUGUUUGCCUAUUGUGGUGAAGAAUCUAUGGGGUUAUCUGAAUAUUGGAUACUAAAUUCUCAAAAUCUAGAGUCACUAUUGCCACCAACAAUUCUGGGACAAUCUCAUAUAUGUCCAACAAGUACAAAUAUUGUUCAAACGUUAGAUCCCACCUUACUUUUAUGUCCAAUCCCAAAUAUUAUUAUUAUUGGAGAUUCAGGGCCAGGUUACUCUAUUAAACUAUUAGAAAAUGUAUGGAUUACCAAUCCAGGUUCAUUUAAAAAUACCAGAUCUUGGAUACAGUAUGACACAAAGGAAAAUACUCUGGAGAGAAUUUCCCUGUGA
Cryptosporidium muris RN66 is the source of this 1629-nucleotide messenger RNA. Its product is annotated as DNA polymerase epsilon subunit B family protein. NCBI's taxonomy places the organism in Eukaryota, Apicomplexa, Conoidasida, Eucoccidiorida, Cryptosporidiidae. The coding region runs from base 1 to 1629 and encodes 542 amino acids. The transcript is spliced from 2 exons. Gene Ontology annotation, molecular function: DNA binding. The record is from RefSeq and is a predicted model, not a curated record. Gene Ontology annotation, biological process: error-prone translesion synthesis; DNA-templated DNA replication. Gene Ontology annotation, cellular component: epsilon DNA polymerase complex.